UCAUCCCAAAAAUCUCCAGCUCGAUCAUGGUAAUGACCAUGGAGUUUUCCUCUGAUCAUGUCCAAACAAUUGUUCAGCUUUUAGCUUUGCUAGUGAUCAUCCGUAGUGUCUUAAAACUUGCAUCACGGGCCAGCAAGAAGAAAGGCGAUGCCAAAGAAAGCCUUGGACCAGUCCCUGAACCACCAGGGGCAUUGCCCUUGAUAGGGCACCUCCAUCUUCUUACAGGCCAAGCACAAGAACCAGUUGCUCGCAUUCUUGGGGGCUUGGCCGAUAGAUUUGGCUCAUUAUUCUCGCUCAGGUUCGGCCACUAUAACCUCUUGGUGGUGAGCAGCGCCGAGAUGGUGAAGGAGUGCUUGGCUACCAACGACAGGGUUUUUGCUACGAGGGCAAACCUCGCAGUAGGAAAAUACUUGGGCUACAACAACGCUAUGUUUGCGCUCGCUCCUUAUGGGCAAUACUGGCGUGACAUGAGGAAGAUAUCCAUCCAAGAACUUCUUUCAAACCAUGCAGUUGAAAGGCGGAGGCAUCUCCGAUCCUCAGAAGUGGAGUCCCUGAUAAAAGACGUGCACUCGCUGGCUACAAACAACGAGGUGGUGAAUAUCAGCCAUCGGCUUGAGGAAAUGGCUUACAACAUCAUCCUCAAGGUGCUUGUUGGGAAGCGAUUCUCCUCUGGUGAAUAUGCAGAAAAGAACAGCGAGGCGAAUCUUAUCAGAAGUGGUAUAAACGAGGCUUUGUAUCUGAGCGGAGUUUUUGUGUUGUCGGACGCCAUUCCAUAUCUUGAAUGGAUGGACUUCCAAGGCCAUGUUGGUUCCAUGAAGAAAACUGCUAAGAAAAUUGAUUGUGCGCUUGAUGUUUGGCUUGCUGAACAUCUCCGACAGAAACGGGAACGUGAAAAUACUGAUGGUGAUGAGAGUGAUUUAAUGGAUGCCAUGCUUUCAAGCCUUCCGGAGGAUGCUGUGAUUUCGGGCCAUACACGUGAUACUAUCAUCAAGGCGACGACAAUGAUUCUCAUCCUAACAGGCGCAGGAAGCACAGCUGUUACACUAACUUGGGUACUCUCCUUGCUGUUAAACAACCCUACAGUGCUAAAGGCUGCCCAAGAAGAGAUAGACAUCCAGGUAGGGAAAGAUAAAUGGGUGCAAGAAUCUGAUAUCAAGAACUUAAACUACCUGCAAGCCAUUGUCAAGGAAACCCUACGAAUAAACCCAGCUGGUCCCGUCACAGGAAUUCGAGAGGCCAUGGAAGACUGCACACUCGGAGGCUAUCAUGUUCCCAAGGGCACUCGCAUGAUCAUUAAUAUAUGGAAGCUGCAAAGGGACCCUCGAGUGUGGCCAGACGCAACUGAAUUUCGACCCGAGAGGUUUAUGAAAACUUCUCAUCAUGAUCAUGCAGACAGCAGUAUAAGUAGUGAUGCUAAUGUCUUGGGGAAGCAGUUUGAGUACGCUCCGUUUAGUUAUGGCAGAAGGUCAUGCCCCGGAGGUAAUUUUGGGUUGCAAGUAAUUUACCUGGCUCUGGCUCGUUUGCUUCAAGGAUUUGAGAUGGCAACCGUGGGAGGUAUGAAGGUGGAUAUGCGUGAAGGACUGGGAUUAGCUUUGCCAAAGGCCGAGCCUCUGCAACUUAUACUCAAGCCCCGCCUUCCAAUGGAGCUCUAUUAAUUAUAAUUAAUUACUAAGUUUCUUUGAAACUUCUGUUCCGACGUUGCCUUGCUAUAUCUAGGUAAUUAUAAUUAGUCAAGAUGAUCAGUUAAUGAUGUACAGUCAUCCCGAAGUGAAUGACACGAAACGAAAAUUACCUUGGAUUAAAUAAAGCGAUACAACUUGGUUAA
This is a messenger RNA of Carya illinoinensis, 1825 nucleotides long. RefSeq names its product dimethylnonatriene synthase-like. Gene Ontology annotation, biological process: defense response to other organism. Gene Ontology annotation, molecular function: oxidoreductase activity, acting on paired donors, with incorporation or reduction of molecular oxygen; heme binding; monooxygenase activity. The coding region runs from base 27 to 1655 and encodes 542 amino acids. Lineage: Eukaryota; Viridiplantae; Streptophyta; Magnoliopsida; Fagales; Juglandaceae. The transcript has 2 exons. The record is from RefSeq and is a predicted model, not a curated record.